AUGCAUUACAAGACUGUUGCUGCCACUCUCCUCGUGGCCGGAGCCACUGCCUCCCCCUUCCGCCGUCAGACUUCGAACGAGACCUUCUGCGAGGAGGACGCCCCCGAGACGCAGCCUACCACCUCUGUUCACUUCCCCAGUGCUCCUUUCCCCGUGAACACCACCGUUCCUGGAGUCCCUUCUCGCCCUGGCACUGGCGGCAACCCUGGAUCUUACCCCGGAAAGCCCGUCAACCCGGGCAACGAGACUCCUUCCUACCCGGUUGUGCCUACCAACGCCGGCGAGACACCCUCUUCUCCCAGCAAGGCCUCUACCGGCGGUGAGUCUUCCAACACCGGCUCUGGCUCUGGCUCUGGCAACUCUGAAAACAACGGCACUCCCUCCAAGGGCGGUGACUACCCCGUCAAGGGCAACGACACUCCCAGCAAGGGUGGAAACGCUUCUCCCUCUUACCCCGAGCAGCCCUCCGCUCCCGGUGUUUCUACUCCCUCCACCCCCGGCGGCACCGGCAACACUCCCUCUUACCCUUCCUACCCCUCUUACCCCGGCAAGCCUUCCAACCCCGGUGGCAACGGCGGCAACGUCCCUUCGUACCCGAGCAAGGCUGCUGAGGCGGCGUCUUCUGCUCCGUACAUCCCCUUCCCCAUGAACACUUCCACCCCCUCUGUUGCUCCGUCUUUCACCACCGUCCCCGGUGUUGCUCUUCCCACUGAGCCCAUUGCCAGCGCCACCCUCCCCGUUGCGAGCAACAACGCUUCCGCCCCUAUUCCCAGCUCUACUGCUCCCGCAACCACCAUCCCCUACGGUGUUGCCAUCACCAAGUGCACCGUUCCUGGUGACUUCGCUCUCACUUUCGACGAUGGCCCGUUCACUUACACCAACCACGUCCUCGACCUUCUCGCUGAGGCUGGUGCCAAGGCCACCUUCUUCGUCAACGGCGAGAACUUCGGUAACAUCAACGAUGAGCAGGAUGUCGUCAAGCGUAUGAUCGCCGACGGCCACCAGAUUGGCUCUCACACUUACAGCCACCCUGACCUCGCCACCCUUGGCGAUGCCGACAUCAUCCCUGAGAUGACCACCCUCGAGGACGCUCUGAUCAACAUCAUCGGAAAGUACCCCACGUACAUGCGCCCUCCUUACUUCAGCUGGAACGACAACACCCUGUCUAUCCUCAAGGCCCUUGAGUACCACGUCAUCCACGCCGAUGUCGACUCCCUCGACUACGCCAACAACGCCCCUCUCGGCAACCUCACCAGUGUUGGCAUCUUCGAGGAGGGCCUCAAGAAGGGUGGCUCUAUUGCCCUGGCCCACGAGGUUCACCAGAACACCGCUGAGUACCUCGUCCCCGAGUUCCUGCGCAUCAUCAAGGAGAACAACCUGAACGCCGUCACCGUCGGUGAGUGCCUUGGUGACCCUGAGGCCAACUGGUACAAGACCAAGCGCACCUCCACCCCUACUGCCACCGCUUCCAAGAUCGUCGUCUCCAUCACCAGCACUGCUACCCCCACCGGUGUCAUUGGCCCCGACGGCGCUUGCGGUGGCACUGAGGGCUACGUCUGCGAGGCUGGUGCCUGCUGCUCCGAGUACGGCUUCUGCGGUUCUUCCCAGGCUUACUGCGGAACCGGCUGCCAGCCCCUCUUCGGUGUCUGCGGUGCCGCUGCCCCUGCUCCCUCCGGCUCCGUCACCACCACUGCCAGCGCUCCCGCCGCUACCCAGACCGGAACUGGUGGCGUCAGCCCUGACAGCUCCUGCGGUGGUGCCAACGCCUACACCUGCCCCGAGAGCACUUGCUGCUCUGAGUACGGCUUCUGCGGCACCACUACUGCUCACUGCGGUACUGGCUGCCAGCCCCUUUUCGGCACUUGCUCCUAA
Messenger RNA from Colletotrichum chrysophilum, 1872 nucleotides. RefSeq lists its product as uncharacterized. Gene Ontology annotation, molecular function: chitin binding; hydrolase activity, acting on carbon-nitrogen (but not peptide) bonds. The transcript is spliced from 2 exons. The record is from RefSeq and is a predicted model, not a curated record. NCBI's taxonomy places the organism in Eukaryota, Fungi, Ascomycota, Sordariomycetes, Glomerellales, Glomerellaceae. Gene Ontology annotation, biological process: carbohydrate metabolic process. The coding region runs from base 1 to 1872 and encodes 623 amino acids.